UUGCUGUUUCUCCUCACAAUUCACAGCCAACAGCAGGAUGAAAGUUCUCCUCUGCCUGAUUAUUUUGUGCAUCAUGAUGACAUUGAGUGAUGGAGCUUGCUUCACUACACUCCCCAAACUGGGGGCCAAAGGUUGCGCUGAUCCACAUGAUAAGAAGUUACAUCCCCCUGCAUCUCAAUGGCAGUCUAAUAACUGCAUGGACUGCACAUGUGAUCCUCAAUCUCAACUUAAUUGCUGCAGCAAACAUGGUGUUGCCAGUGUGCCAGGAUGCAAACCAGUUCUUGAUGUAAAAAAAUGUACAGUUACAUUCUUUAAGGAUGAUGAUCUUACAGAGCCAUGUCCCAUUUUUUGGUAAUAUAUGGUACGAAUUUUGUCGCACAGCAC
This is a messenger RNA of Sphaerodactylus townsendi, 384 nucleotides long. Its product is annotated as small serum protein 2-like. The record is from RefSeq and is a predicted model, not a curated record. The transcript has 4 exons. Lineage: Eukaryota; Metazoa; Chordata; Lepidosauria; Squamata; Sphaerodactylidae. Bases 38 to 355 code for a protein of 105 amino acids.